This is a messenger RNA of Lynx canadensis (Canada lynx), 3592 nucleotides long. RefSeq lists its product as uncharacterized. The record is from RefSeq and is a predicted model, not a curated record. Gene Ontology annotation, molecular function: zinc ion binding; nucleic acid binding; aspartic-type endopeptidase activity. The transcript has 2 exons. Gene Ontology annotation, biological process: proteolysis; virion assembly. NCBI's taxonomy places the organism in Eukaryota, Metazoa, Chordata, Mammalia, Carnivora, Felidae.
CCGUUCUCCCUGACAGCCAAGAUUUACUUUCCCUUGACCCUCCCCCUUACCAGGUUCCUCCUCUUAUUCCGCAAGCUGCCCCUAUCCCUGCUGCGCCGGCAGAGCCUCCCGUAGCCCAGCCCAUAGGAGAACUAGAGAAUAGGGAGGCUCAACCCGCGCCCAUGCCUAGUGGGGGCGAAGUCCAAAGGCCGGCUGGACGCACCCGUAGGCGGGCCCCUCAUGAGCCAGGACUCCGCCUUCCUGACUCCACCGUAGCUUUACCCUUACGGGAAAUAGGGCCUCCCGAUGAUACGGGGAACCCCCGACUUCAAUACUGGCCCUUCUCUACCAGUGACCUAUAUAACUGGAAAACCCAGAAUGCCCGAUUUUCUGACAACCCUAAAGAUUUAAUAAGUCUCUUAGACACUGUUAUGUUUACCCACCAACCCACCUGGGAUGAUUGUCAGCAGCUCCUCCGAAUCCUGUUCACCACUGAGGAGCGAGAAAGAAUUCAAUUGGAAGCAAGAAAGCUGGUUCCUGGAGAUGACGGCCAACCCACUGCUAACCUUGAUCUCAUUAAUGCAGCUUUUCCCUUGACCCGACCCCCACAGGAUGACUGGGACUACAACACGGCAGAAGGUAGGGGACGGCUGCACAUUUAUCGCCAGACUCUAAUGGCGGGUCUCCGGGCUGCUGCACGCAAGCCCACUAAUUUGGCAAAAGUGUAUUCAGUAAUACAAGGUAAGACAGAGAGCCCUGCCACUUAUUUAGAAAGAUUAAUGGAAACCUUCAGACAGUAUACCCCCAUGAACCCCGAGGCCCCCGAAAAUCAAGCUGCUGUUGUAAUGGCCUUUGUAAAUCAGGCAGCCACUGAUAUUAAAAAGAAACUCCAGAAACUAGAGGACCUGGAGGGAAAACAGAUUCAGGACUUACUCCACAUUGCCCAGCAUGUCUAUAAUAAUAGAGAGACUCCAGAGGACAGGCAACUUAAAGCCACCGAGGAAAUGACCACAGUCCUGGCUGCUGUUGUCCAAAAGCCCCUGGAUAAACAAAAGCCCCUAGAUAAGGACCAAUGUGCCUAUUGCAAAGAAAAAGGCCGUUGGGCCCGAGAAUGCCCUAAAAAGAAAAAGCCACGUCAUGAUCAAAAACCGUGGCAGCCAAAAACCACACCCGCCCUCUUCACUCAAGAUGCAGAAUAGGGGGGAUGGGGUUCGGAUCCCCUCCCCGAACCUAGGGUAACGCUACAAGUGGAGGGGAACCCAGUUCAAUUCCUAGUCGACACAGGGGCACAACAUUCGGUCUUGAUCAGACCCCAUGGAAAAAUUUCUGAAAAAUCUUCCUGGGUCCAAGGGGCUACCGGGAUAAAAAAAUAUCCCUGGACCACCCAGAGGACUGUGGACCUAGGAAAUGGAAAGGUCACCCAUUCCUUCCUAGUCAUCCCCGACAGCCCAUGCCCCUUAUUAGGAAGAGACUUACUCACUAAAAUGGGGGCCCAGAUUCAUUUUACACCAGGGGGCCCUCAAGUGACUGGCCCUCACAACCAACCCAUGACCAUACUUACUCUAAGAUUAGAAGAUGAAUAUCGACUCCAUCAGGAGCCACCCUCACAAAGUCAAAACAUAGAGCCCUGGCUCCAGCAGUUUCUAGAAGCAUGGGCUGAAACCGUGGGUAUGGGGUUGGCUAAACAUCGCCCAGCUCUAUUCAUAGAGCUGAAACCGGGGGCAGAUCCAGUUCGGGUCCGACAAUACCCGAUGUCAAUGGAGGCCAGAAAUGGCAUCACGCCACAUAUCCGUCGCCUCCUAGACUUAGGCAGCUUGCGUCCCUGCCAUUCAGCCUGGAACACCCCCCUGCUGCCUGUACGAAAACCUAACAGUGUGGACUACCGUCCGGUACAAGAUCUGAGAGAAGUUAACCGCCGAGUCAUGGACAUACACCCAACAGUACCCAACCCCUAUACCCUCCUAAGUGCCUUCAGCCCAGAAAGACAAGGGUAUGCUUUUUUCAGCCUGCCUCUGGCCCCCAAAAGCCAAGAGCUCUUCGCCUUCGAGUGGUCCGACCCUGAGAGAGGCAUAAAUGGGCAACUCACCUGGACCCGGCUCCCCCAAGGAUUUAAAAACUCACCCACCUUGUUCGAUGAGGCACUUCACAAGGAUCUGGAUCCGAGGUAACCUACUUGGGGUAUCUGUUAAGAGAAGGCCAACGAUGGCUCACUGAUGCACGGAAGGAAACCGUCCUCCGCAUCCCCCGACCCACAACGCGAAGGCAGGUAAGAGAAUUCCUGGGAUCGGCCGGGUUCUGCCGCUUGUAGAUACCUCGGUUCGCCGAGAUGGCUAAGCCUCUUUACCUGGUCACCCGAGAACAGGUGCCCUUUGAAUGGACAGAGGAAACUGAGCAGGCUUUCCAGCAAAUUAAACUCGCCCUGUUGUCGGCACCAGCCUUAGGGCUCCCCAAUGUCUCCAAACCCUUUCAUCUCUUCAUAGAUGAAAAUAAAGGGGUAGCCAAAGCAGUGCUGACGCAACUCCUUGGCCCAUGGCCCAGGCCCGUUGCCUAUCUUUCAAAAAAACUGGACCCAGUAGCGGCUGGCUGGCCCCCUUGCCUCCGUAUGAUCGCUGCUACAGCUCUAAUGGUAAAGGAUGCUGAUAAAUUAACUAUGGGACAAGAGUUACAUGUUACAACCCCUCAUGCCAUCGAGGAGUCCUCAAACAACCUCCUGACCGAUGGAUAAGUAACGCCCGACUGGUUCACUACCAGGGACUAUUAUUAAAUCCCCUCAGAAUCAUUUAUGCUCCCCCCUGAACACUAAACCCUGCCUCCCUGUUACCAGACCCGGACUUGGAUACCCCCCUCCAUGACUGCGCUGAGAUAUUGGCACAGGUUCAUGGAGUUCGGGAAGAUUUACAGGAUGACCCUCUACCAGACGCCGAGGUUACCUGGUUCACUGACGGCAGCAGCUUUGUACAUCAGGGUCAAAGGAUGGACAGAGGCCUUCCCCACCAAGCAUGAGACUGCGCAGGUAGUAGCAAAGAAAAUGUUGGAAGACAUCAUGCCCAGGUACGUAUUCCCUACCCUAAUAGGGUCAGACAACAGACCAGCAUUCAUUUCAAAGGUAAUACAAGGGAUAGCGCAGUUUAUUGGGGCCGAUUGGAAACUACAUUGUGCAUAUAGACCCCAAAGCUCAGGACAGGUAGAAAGAAUGAAUAGAACCCUAAAAGAGACCCUAACCAAAUUGACCAUGGAGACUGGCGCUAACUGGGUAGUCUUACUCCCCUACUCUCUGUUCAGGGUGCGGAACUCCCCUUACAAACUGGGAUUAACCCCCUUUGAAAUCAUGUAUGGAGUGCCCCCCCCCCCAUAAUUCCCAACCUACAGUCUAAUAUGUUAACUGAAUUUGAUGAUCAUAAACUUCUUAUUUCCCUGAGGGAACUCCAGCACACACACCAGGAAGUUUGGCCCAGACUGAGAGCCGUUUACGAGACCGGGCCCCCUCCUGAGCCGCAUCACUACCGACCCGGAGACUGGGUAUACGUGAGGAGACAUGAGCGAAAAAAGAAAGAACAGGAGGCAGGAUGGUUUGAAUCCUGGUUCAGUGCGUCCCCAUGGUUAACUACCCUGC